AUUGCUGAGGAGUUGAGCAACGUGUCGUCUCUUACUCAGCUUCUCUUCAUGCAAAUAGACAGCUGGAACUGUCUCUGCCAAUUACAGACCUCUCUCUCUCUCUCUCAAAACUCUACUAUGGUAAGUCCGCCGAAAAGACGACGCCAUCGCUUCUCAGCAACCAGGAGGACUAGUCUAGGUCUACCACCACCAAGCGCCAUCACAACCACCACCGUCAUACCAUCAUGGAUGUGGAAGAAAAGAAAGACUACUACUACUACUACAACUACUUCUUCCCCCCAAUACUACCAAACCCAUUAGAAAUCAUCUACAACUGUUUCCUUACUCUCUUCUCUCCCUUCUUCUCUCUCUUCUCCCUCAUUUCUGAGUCCUUUCGCCAAGCCGAAGAGGCCAAAGACACCGUCGAAUCGGCGGUCCAUGCCGCCGCCAGAGCCCCCUGUACGGUGGCACACGGAACCAGCGUCUUGGUGAGGAAGAUAGGGAUGGGGCUUCUGGGUGCUGUACACGUGUGCAUGGUCUUGAUAAUGGUGAUGGCUCUGGCAAUCGUGUUGGGAGUUGGGUUGGUGGAGUUAUGGGUGGAAGAGCCCGUGGUUGUGAGAGAGAGGUUGAAUUUUGAUUACACUCAAGUUCACCCAAAUGCAAUCCUCUCAUUUGAUGGCGGCCAAGGGAGGCGGAGGAAGAAGAUGACGGGUGUGCCGGUUGGGCAUACUUUCUAUGUUUCAUUGGUUCUUUUGUUGCCCGAAUCUGAUUAUAAUAGGCAAGUUGGGGUGUUUCAGUUGAAUGCAGAACUAAUAUCAACUAAGGGCAAUGCAAUAGCAAAAUCAAGCCAACCAUGCAUGUUGAGGUUUAGAAGCCUCCCAGUUCGACUUGCUCGAACAUUUCUCAUGAGCAUACCACUAUUACUAGGAAUAACAGAUGAAACUCAGAAGAUAAACAUUCCAGUAUUGAAGCAUAAAGAAGGCUAUCCAAGAACUAAAGCUAUCAUAAUAUCUUUGGUUCCACGGCCUACAACAACUUUCCUUCCACAGUUGUACGAAGCUGAAAUUAUCAUCAACUCUCAGCUGCCUUGGAGAAAAGAAAUCGUGCGCAGAUGGAAAUGGACAUUUUAUGUGUGGACAUCGUUAUACAUGUACAUUAUAUUUGUCAUAGUUCUUGUUUGUUGCUUCAAGCCGCUCAUUUUCCCAAUGAUGAUUGCAAGUUCUAGUGAACCUAGCAAGGAAGAUUCUGCCUUGGAAGAAUCAAAAGAGCGGAAGGAGAGAGGUGGAGAGGAAAGAGAUGUUUUGGAAUCUUUCAGAAAACGGCAACGAAAUCGAAGGAAGAGGAAGGCAAUGCUUUUGCAUAGGGUUUUACCGGACACUACUUGCUCAUCUGCUUCAAGCAUCAGUAUAACUAGAGAUGAGAUGAUUGUGGCUACCGAAGAAGAAGAUGCAGGGGAUUCAGAAUCUGUCUGUUUUGGAGGUUGAAUCCAUCCAAGUGAUGAGUUUCUCAAAUAUUUCUUGUUCAAUAUAUGUAAUGCAGUGGUUAUUAGUGAAGUUCCGUAAUUUUGUCUAAAAAAAAGUACAAAAGGUAAAUUUAAAUCAAGCAAAGAAAUCUUUAU
This is a messenger RNA of Camellia sinensis, 1597 nucleotides long. Its product is annotated as Putative adipose-regulatory protein (Seipin). The record is from RefSeq and is a predicted model, not a curated record. Gene Ontology annotation, biological process: lipid storage; lipid droplet organization. NCBI's taxonomy places the organism in Eukaryota, Viridiplantae, Streptophyta, Magnoliopsida, Ericales, Theaceae. Gene Ontology annotation, cellular component: endoplasmic reticulum membrane.